CUCGUGGCGUUGGCACUGCUGGCGCUGUGCUGCGCGCGCGCGCGCGCCCACGUCGUGGAGACGCCGGAGCUGGCGCGGUACAAACUGCAGCCGGAACUGUGGAUGUCCUCGACCGAGCUGAUUAGCGGCCGCGGCUACCCGGUGGAGACGCACGUGGUCACCACGCCGGACGGCUACCUGCUCGAACUGCACCGCAUCCCCUCGUCGCCGAAGGCCGGCAACGCCACCGCGCCGCACCGCACGCCCCUGCUGCUGGCCCACGGCAUGGGCUCCAGCGACGAGCAGUGGCUCGUCCCCACGCCCAACCUCGCGUUCAUUCUAGCGGACCACGGCUACGACGUCUGGCUGACCAACUACAGGGGCAGCUUCUACGGCCGACGCCACACCUCGAUCAACCCCAAAUCGCCAGAGUUUUGGGAUUUCAGCUGGCACGAGAACGGCGUCAUCGACCAGCCCGCCAUGAUGGACUACGUCCUGGAGGUGACCAAGCGCCCCAAGCUCGUCAUGAUCGGCCACUCCAUGAGCACCACGGCGCAGAUCGUGCUGCUGGCGGAGCGGCCCGAGUACGCCGACAAGGUGCUGGCCGGCGUCUACCUGGCGCCCACCGUCUACUUCAGGCACCCCGUCGGCAUGAUGGACUUUCUGCGCGCCCUGGCCAAGACCUUCCCCUCCCUCAAGACCGCGUACAGCCGCUACGUGUCCAACAACCCGAUGCCGGGCAUGGACCACGGCCUCUUCAAAUCCUGCCACCCGCUCACCAGGCGGGGCAAGGCCCGGCCGGUGUGCAGGUUCUUCAUCGAGUGGGGGGGAGGGGCGCCGCAUCAGCCGGAGGACCUGGACUUGAUGCUGAGGAUGAUGGGCCACUACCCCACGGGGGCGUCCAUCCGACAGGUCAUGCACUACUUCCAGGGCAUCACGUCAGGUGAGUUCCGGCAGUACGACUACGGAGCGCAGAGGAACCGGCAAAUUUACGGUUCCCGCCUGCCGCCGCGCUACAACCUCACCAACGUCAGAGCGCCGACCUACUUGUACUACUCUGUCAGCGACGGCUUGGUCAGCAUGCUGGACGUCGAGGAGCUGGUGGAGAACCUCCCCUCGGUGAAGGUGCUCGAGCUGCACAAGGUGGGCGGAAACCAAUUCAGCCACCUCGACUACAUUCUAGCGUCCGAGGACUCCGACUUGUACCAAUCCAUUCUGAAAAGUCUCGAUAAAUACACCAGGUAACAGCUUCAGAAACAGCCGAAAGCAUUUGAGG
Molecule: messenger RNA, 1255 nt
Organism: Thrips palmi
Lineage: Eukaryota; Metazoa; Arthropoda; Insecta; Thysanoptera; Thripidae
Product: lipase 1-like
Exons: 8
Coding region: 103-1224 (373 amino acids)
Biological process (GO): lipid metabolic process
Molecular function (GO): hydrolase activity, acting on ester bonds
Source: RefSeq, a predicted model, not a curated record